This is a messenger RNA of Sus scrofa (pig), 2250 nucleotides long. It is a transcript of the gene MEMO1, whose product is annotated as mediator of cell motility 1. NCBI's taxonomy places the organism in Eukaryota, Metazoa, Chordata, Mammalia, Artiodactyla, Suidae. The record is from RefSeq and is a predicted model, not a curated record.
CAGUGGGCAGGACUCGUUAGAGUGGCGAGUAAGGAAGCGUUGGCUCUUCUCCGGGUCUGCCUUCCCCGGUUCAGGCCCCGGCCCUGGGCUUUUGUGUGCGCGGAGCUGCAGCCGCCGCUGCCUCCUCGCGGGGCCGCCCGACCCCAGAUGCCGUCUGGCCUGUCCGGUGCGGCACAGGCACCAAGAUGUCCAACCGAGUGGUCUGCCGGGAAGCCAGUCACGCCGGGAGCUGGUACACAGCCUCAGGACCGCAGCUGAACGCACAGCUAGAAGGUUGGCUUUCACAAGUACAGUCUACAAAAAGACCUGCUAGAGCCAUUAUUGCACCCCAUGCUGGAUAUACGUACUGUGGGUCUUGUGCUGCUCAUGCUUACAAACAAGUGGAUCCAUCUAUUACCCGGAGAAUUUUCAUCCUUGGGCCUUCUCAUCAUGUGCCCCUUUCUCGAUGUGCACUUUCCAGUGUGGAUAUAUAUAGGACACCUCUGUAUGACCUUCGUAUUGACCAAAAGAUUUACGGAGAACUAUGGAAGACAGGAAUGUUUGAACGCAUGUCUCUGCAGACAGAUGAAGAUGAACACAGUAUUGAAAUGCAUUUGCCUUAUACAGCUAAAGCCAUGGAAAGCCAUAAGGAUGAGUUUACCAUUAUUCCUGUAUUGGUUGGAGCUCUGAGUGAGUCAAAAGAACAGGAAUUCGGAAAACUCUUCAGUAAAUAUCUAGCGGAUCCUAGUAAUCUCUUUGUGGUUUCUUCUGAUUUCUGCCAUUGGGGUCAAAGGUUCCGUUACAGUUACUAUGAUGAAUCCCAGGGGGAGAUUUAUAGAUCCAUUGAACAUCUAGAUAAAAUGGGUAUGAGUAUUAUAGAACAAUUAGACCCUGUAUCUUUUAGCAAUUACUUGAAGAAAUACCAUAAUACUAUAUGUGGAAGACAUCCCAUUGGGGUGUUAUUAAAUGCUAUCACAGAGCUACAGAAGAAUGGAAUGAACAUGAGCUUUUCCUUUUUGAAUUAUGCCCAGUCAAGCCAGUGUAGAAACUGGCAAGACAGUUCAGUGAGUUAUGCAGCUGGAGCACUCACGGUUCACUGAAGCUCUGAAUCCUCAGGGAUGCCACCUGCACAUACUCAUACUCUGUCCAGGGUCCCAGCCUAACCCUUACCAAGAUACUGGUCCUGGUUUGGGGGGAUUCCGAAACCUCAAACUAAUAGAACUUUCUUCUCUUCUUUUUUAGUAGGUGUAGUCCUUCCUUAAUUUCAACUCAUUAAAAAAAUGCUUUAUAGUUUAGAGCAGUGGAAGGAAGGCUGGCAUCAAAAUAUUUCGAUCAAAAAAAGAGGCAAUGUAAAGGCCCAGUUGUGGCAGUCAGUUUUUUGAAAGUAACUUGUAAAGCAUUUACCAUAUCCUAAAUUUGCACUCUUUGCAGACUUGUGCACAUAUACUCCGCUUUCAGAAUAGUUUUGCAAAAUUGUACACAAACAAAAAGGGUGGAAGCUUUUUAAUAAAGAAAUUGCAUUUAUAAAUGAUCUGUAUUAGAAAAUAAUAAAUCUCCAGUUAUAGUCAAUUACUACCCAUGUUGUACAACAGAUACCUUCUAUUUUAGUUGCUAAUAAAGGGCUACACAACUCAAAAUAGUCUGAUUUAAACUUAUUGCUCUGUGGUACAUAUGAAAAUUGUUUUUUUAUUAAUUCCAUUUCAGAAUUUUUAUGUUAAGAAGUGGUAAACUUUAGCUCUUAUGUUAAAGUAUGUUAAGGAUGUAUUUUUAUAUUUUACAUAUUUAUGUGAUUUUUUUUUAAUCACAGAUAUUAGAAUCAUAUUUUAAAGUUAGCUUUUAAAAUUACAUAGUUUGCCUUUUUGUGUGUGACAUCACUUUGUGUCAUUACUGUAUUAUAAUACAAUAUAAAUUCAAGAUUGGUAACAAGAACAUAGACGUAGUCCCGUAAAAUUCAGAGAUGGUAUUUGAUAGGCAGUAGUCUGCAAAUGAGGAAACACUGAAGAACGUUCUUAGUGUUUUUCAGAUCAUUGCAGACCAUACACUGCUGCUAUACUUUUUUAGUGCUCUAAGCAAUUUGACUCUCUUACUUGAAUUUUUAGCAAGAAAUCAUUAACAGUAACAACAAAAAAACCACUGGAUUUUCCUACAGUUCUGUGGGGUUUUUUUUGUCAUGAUUUUUGGUGCGGCUCUUCCAACUAAAAUAAUGGUAUGGUGUUGUAUUUCUUUCUUUAGUAUAGACUAAUUCUGGUCACUUUGGCAAAAAAAAAAAAA